Messenger RNA from Scophthalmus maximus (turbot), 1496 nucleotides. RefSeq names its product fibroblast growth factor 8a (gene fgf8a). Gene Ontology annotation, molecular function: type 2 fibroblast growth factor receptor binding; type 1 fibroblast growth factor receptor binding; growth factor activity. Lineage: Eukaryota; Metazoa; Chordata; Actinopteri; Pleuronectiformes; Scophthalmidae. Gene Ontology annotation, cellular component: cytoplasm. The record is from RefSeq and is a predicted model, not a curated record. The transcript is spliced from 5 exons. The coding region runs from base 751 to 1392 and encodes 213 amino acids. Gene Ontology annotation, biological process: positive regulation of protein phosphorylation; positive regulation of cell population proliferation; regulation of cell migration.
UACAAAAAAAGGGGGCUUGUUCUUAGCGGACCGGCCUGCCAUUUUUAACCGUGGGUGUGCGGGCGCCGAGCGAGAGGCUCGACACGGGAGUGAUGGGAGCAGAGAGAGGAGACAAGCAGCAGCAGCAGCAGCAGCAGCGUCCUGCCACAGCCGAGCGGAGCAGCAGCAGCAGCAGCAGCAGCAGCAGCAGCAUCGAGUCACCGCGCAACAACUGAGCCAACCUGAACCCCGGAGCCUCACCCGUCCCUGCAGCGGGAGCCACACACCUGAGGGGCCGCGGAGGACCCGCGGGAUACACCGCAGGGCAGGGGGGCGAGCCGCCUGACAAGCCCGGACCAAGUCCCCUCGUUUAAAUCAAAUGAAAUCUAAAUUAAAGCAGCGCUUUUCUUCUUCCAACGCACAGCUCAGCUUCUGCAAGUGCACUUAAAGACACUGUGCAGCCUCCUGGCUGACACGCACUCGGUCUCUUAUCACCGUUAGUUAUCAACUGUCUGAGUCGGAGCACUGGGGUUUAUUUCUUCUUCCUCCUCUUUUUUGUUGCACCGUGAUGGACAAUUCUACUUGGUGAAGAAUGCGUCUGCAGCCGCUCUGUCAGCUCCUCUGACCUUCUGUGGAUUUCGCUGAAAUCUCCUGGACUCGAUUUUCGAAACAUUCAAAACACUUUUUCACGAGAUCAGCUGGACGUCUUGGCUCCGACAGGAACCUUUAUUUUCACUGGAAGGGCUUUUUAUCUCCCCCCCAGCCUCCAGCAUGCGACCCAUCCCAUCCAGACUCAGCUAUCUGUUACUACACUUAUUUGCGUUUUGCUACUAUGCUCAGGUAACCAAUCAGUCCCCGCCUAAUUUCACGCAGCAUGUAAGCGAGCAGAGUAAAGUGACGGACCGCGUGAGUCGCAGGUUGAUCCGGAUCUACCAGCUGUACAGCCGGACCAGCGGCAAGCACGUCCAGGUCCUGCCCAGCAAGAAGAUCAACGCCAUGGCCGACGACGGAGACGUGCACGCUAAACUCGUGGUGGAAACGGACACGUUCGGGAGCCGAGUGCGCAUCAAGGGGGCCGAGACGGGCUUCUACAUCUGCAUGAACAAGAGGGGCAAGCUCAUCGGCAAGAAAAACGGACACGGCCGCGACUGCAUCUUCACCGAGAUCGUCCUGGAGAACAACUACACGGCGCUGAGGAACGCCCGCUACGAGAGCUGGUACAUGGCCUUCACCCGCCGCGGGCGGCCGCGGAAAGGCUCGCGCACGCGCCAGCACCAGCGCGAGGUCCAUUUCAUGAAGCGGUUGCCAAAGGGGCAGCAGCCCGCCCACUCGAGCCACCACCGGCCUUUCGACUUCAUCCACUACCCCUUCAGUCAAAGGACUAAACGCACGCGGUACUCAACGGAGCGCUGAGGAGGAGGAGGAGGAGGAGGAGGAGGAGGAAGUUAGAAAAGACAGAGAGAGAGAAAGAGGAAAAACUGACAGACUGACUGAAUUAGCAGCAGCCGACACACUCC